GCCGCAAAAUAUGGCCACGUAAACAUCGUUCAUGCCCUCUUGGAUCUAGGAACAGAUAUAGAUUAUCCCGUUGGCGUUCAUGGCGAAACACCGCUCAUAAUCGCUAUCCGUGAAGGGCACUUGCCUGUCGUCCGAAUGUUACUCGAAAGGGGCGCAAAUCCUACUCUUCCCACGAAGCUUGAUCACACUCCCCUAGAGAUAGCCACGACUGCUGGAAGACUAGCUGUGGCUGAAUGCCUCAUCUCCCAUGUGAAGGACCUACCACGCACUGCCGAGGUUGCUAGUCUUGGAAGGGCAUUGUGCGCCGCUGCACGUAGCAGACAGGUCGACAUCAUGAAGAUGUUGCUCCGCAAUGGUGCACCUGUCAACUACAUACAUCGCCGACAACUUGAGACAGCCCUCAUCAAUGCUAUCCGGGCUGGAGACGACGAACUUACCCGCUUACUGCUCGACCACGGUGCGGAC
Molecule: messenger RNA, 465 nt
Organism: Aspergillus neoniger CBS 115656
Lineage: Eukaryota; Fungi; Ascomycota; Eurotiomycetes; Eurotiales; Aspergillaceae
Product: ankyrin repeat domain-containing protein
Exons: 1
Molecular function (GO): protein binding
Source: RefSeq, a predicted model, not a curated record